This is a messenger RNA of Cannabis sativa, 2370 nucleotides long. RefSeq lists its product as uncharacterized. Lineage: Eukaryota; Viridiplantae; Streptophyta; Magnoliopsida; Rosales; Cannabaceae. The transcript has 6 exons. The coding region runs from base 1 to 2370 and encodes 789 amino acids. The record is from RefSeq and is a predicted model, not a curated record. Gene Ontology annotation, molecular function: nucleic acid binding; zinc ion binding.
AUGUAUACAAGGAUCAUUGGGAAGCUUCAACAUCUUACCAUAACCAGACCAAUUGUAUCUUUUGUGAACAAGCUUAGCCUGUUUUUAGCAACACCUCAGGUGAUCUUUGAGCUUGAAGGAAUGGAGAUGUUCAGAGAAGGAGGGUCCAUAUCACGACGCCCAAUGCUGGAAGGUGCCAAUUACCCAUACUGGAAAACCAAAAUGCGAGCAUUCUUGAGGGUGGUGAAUGAAAGAGUUUGGAUGGCCAAAGAAGAUGGUUGGACAUGCCCAACAGUGAUGGAUAAUGGUGUCACCAAACCAAAACCUAUGAGCUUGUGGACUCUAGAUGAGAUGGAGAGGGCCAAUUUUAAUUCGAAGGCCAUGCAUGCUCUAUUCAAUGCAGUGUCCACAAAUCAAUUGAAGAUCAUUGCGAACUAUGAGAUGGCCAAAGAGGCUUGGGAAAAACUACGAAUUAAAAAUGAAGGAAUGGAUGCAGUAAAGAAAUCCCGUCUUCAUGCUUUGGCAAAAGCAUUUGAAGAUUUAUCAAUGGAAGAAGAAGAAACGGUGGUUGAGUUCCAUGCUAAAUUGUGUGACAUAUCAAAUGAAUCUUAUGCUUUGGGAAAGACUUAUUCAAAUGCAAAGCUGGUUCGUAAAGUCCUUGGAGUUCUACCUAGGAGAUUUAUGUCUAAAGUAACCUCCAUUGAAGAAAUGAGAAACGUGGAGGAAUUGGAUCUUGAUGAACUGAUUGGAUCCUUGCAGAAUUAUGAAAUGUCAUUAACAAGGUGGAAGAAAGAAAAAAAGAAGAAGGAUGUGAACAAAGAAAAAGGGGACAAUAGUAUUGCGUUCAUUCACAAAGAAGAAAAGAAGUCUAUCCCAGAUGUGUCUGCUGGUUUCUCAGAUGAAGCUGUAGAUUUGAUGACCAAGAACUAUGCAAAAUUCUUGAAAAAUAAGUACAAGAAAGUGUGUUCUAAGGGUAAGGAAAAUGUUCCCAAAAGAAAUCCUCUUGGGAACUUCUGGCAUGGUCAGCAACCCAGUGACAAUAAGAGCGUGGGCAUUCAAUGUAGAGAAUGUGAUGGGUUCGGACACAUUCAGAUCGAGUGUGCCAACACUCUCAAAAAGAAGAAAGCCCUUGUUGCCACCUGGAGCGAUAAUGACGAAGAAAAAGAUUCUGUUGCAAGAAAAAGUUCUGAUGAGGAUAAACAGGUAGUGGCUUUCAUGGCUCAAAGUCAUCAUUCUAUUGAGUCUGAGGAUGAUUGGGUUUCCACUGUUUCUGAAGCUGACAGUAAUGGAAGACAAAAUGCAUAUGAAGAGAUGUUUGCUCAGUGGGAAUAUAUGACCAAGCAGAUUAGAGACCAUGAGAUCUACAAGCUUUCAGCUGAACUCAUAAGAGCUAAACAGGCUUUAGAGUUUAUCCCUCCAAGAACGGCUGCCAUCAAUCAAACUCUUCAACUUCAAAAACCUUAUGGUGAUCGAACCUCUAUCGGAUACAAGAUGUUGUAUAAUCAAGGAGAUAACUUGGGGGUAGAAGAGUCCAUUACACCAGUGAUCAACCUGGACAAAAAGGCUGGCGAGCAAUCGUCACUUCCCUCGACACCUGAGUCCUCAGACCCCACUGGAAAAUUCCACGUUCCAUCUGGACCUACCAAGGUGAAGUUAGAAGGAAGAAGAAUUGCCUCGGAGAAUAUAUCUCAGAUGGAGAGAUUCAUCCCAGUGUGUCACUUCUGUAACAGGAGGGGUCAUAUUCGAUCCAGAUGCUAUAAGCUGCAGAACUACUUGAAAGUUAUGAUCAAUCAACCUAAGAGUUUUCAAAAACCUAAUAAAACUCGAGGGGAAGGAUCUCGAAGUGAGUGGAGAUUGAGGUCUAAUCGUGAAUCGAAUGUUGGGUUGGUGGCUCAAGUUUCACUGUCUGCAUUUUUGGAAGGACAGUGGUACUUGGAUAGUGGUUGCACUCGACACAUGACUGGCAACAAGAAAUUGUUAGUAAAUUACAAAGAAGCAAAGGAGGGAGCUGUCACUUUUGGAGAUGGAAAUAAGGGCCAGAUUAUUGGGAAAGGAGACUUGGUGAUGAGUAGAGCUGCACCUCUUACUGAAGUUCUGUAUGUGAAAGGGCUCAAGGAAAAUCUGAUAAGCAUCAGUCAACUUUUUUCAUCUGAUGGAUGCUCAGUCUUAACAGGGAAGAGAUCUAGUGAUGGUAGUUAUUUGUUGGACAAUGUUGUCCUAUGUAAUAGUGCAUCAUUGGAUAAAUCAGAUAUUGAAGACUUUACUGCUAUUCCAAAAGUUUUAACCAAAAGAAAUAAGAGUGUUAAAUCAUCACCUCGUCUUUCAAGAGCUCAUUCACUAUUAUUAGUGCUAUGGUUCUCUAGUUCUAUCGAGGAAGCUCUAAAUAGGUGA